AUGGUGGUGCAGGCUUCAAACGUGAUCAAGACGGCGGCGCAAGCUCGAGGAUGGGGCUUCCGCAAAUGUCCAUGCGAUAGCGAGUCUCGUUGGGGCAUGGAACCUGCUGACAAAAUCACAGGCAUUAGCGUUGGCGCCGCUUCAUGCGUAAACUCCAUUAAGAUAACCUUCGAGAUAGACGGCACCACUCGCGUAACUCAUAUGGAGGCUCCGACGGUGAACUAUUCCAGGCAUGCCUCUCCAACUUCAAUCGAUAUUACUCUCAUGCAAGAUGAAUACCUCACCUCUGUUUCUGGGUAUGUCAAACACAUCUGUUCGGACCUUCCUUGCAUAUCUCAACUCAUGUUUGGCACCAAUCUUGGAAGGACACAUGGUCCAUAUGGAGGUGGGGGUGGAACCUUUUUCGAAGUAAACGUAGAAUAUGACGACAUCAAAGGCUUCUUUGGAUUUGCAACUACCGAGCAUCUCACUGUAUUUGGAGUCUACGUGAUGCUGGCUUAG
Molecule: messenger RNA, 501 nt
Organism: Musa acuminata AAA Group (dessert banana)
Lineage: Eukaryota; Viridiplantae; Streptophyta; Magnoliopsida; Zingiberales; Musaceae
Product: jacalin-related lectin 35-like
Exons: 2
Coding region: 1-501 (166 amino acids)
Source: RefSeq, a predicted model, not a curated record